GACAGGACAAAGCCUCCAGACCAACCUUCAGACCUGGUUACAUAGCUAUAUAGCUAUGUCCAUAUAACCUUUAUAGAAACUAAAACUUGAUUGGUCAUUACCACAAAGUCGCAAAACCUUGUUACGUGUUGUGUAAGUUUCUUGAUUUGAAAAGAGAACCGUGUAUUCCAUGUAAAUAUAGUAAAAGUACGAAGUAGUACGAGAUUAUUGGCAAGUUUUGUUCACAGAAACUACUUCAUUAAAGUAUCCUCAUUAUGGCAGAAGCAAAAUCUGAUGUUCUUCARCUAGAUGGAAGUCUAAUGGAGGGGGGAGGACAAAUUCUCAGAAAUUCCGUGACAUUUGGUUGUUUGCUAAAUCGAAAAGUGAAUKUGUAUAACAUACGUGCAGGGAGGUCAACACCUGGGCUUAGACCACAACAUAUGACUGGCUUACAGCUGGUGCGUGAUGUUUGUGGUGGAAAACUACAGGGUGAUUCUGUUGGUUCUUCAUCAAUAACUCUUAGUCCAUCGAAAAUAAUGUCAGGAAACUUCACUGCUGACACAAAGACUGCAGGGAGUAUUUGCCUGCUGAUGCAAGUAGCAUUACCAUGUCUAUUAUAUGGACAAUCAAGUUCAAGAUUAACUCUUAAAGGAGGAACRAAUGCCGAGAUGGCUCCACCCAUUGAUUAUAUGAUGGAAGUUUUCAAACCUGCCGCCAAACACUUUGGUGUUGAAUUUGAUGUUGAAAUUGAAAAAAGGGGUUACUAUCCAAAAGGAGGAGGAGUUGUUCAUGUUAAGGUUAACCCUGUAAGACAACUCAAAGCUGUAGAGUUUGUAAAAUUUGGACAAAUUCUCAGAUUCACAGGAUUUGCAUUUGUUGCUGGAGUUUUACCAUAUAAGGUAUUUAUAUGUCUAUGUUCAUCUCUUUUUACAUUACAUUUAGGUGUUCCUGCUGAACGUGUUGCUGGUGAUGCCGUGGAUGAACUUUUGCGCAAUGUUGAAAGUGGAGGAUGUGUUGAUGAACAUCUGCAGGAUCAGUUAAUAAUAUUUAUGGCUCUGGCUGCUGGGAAGUCAAGAGUGAGAUCAGGUCCACUGACCAUGCAUACAAAAACAGCCAUUCACAUUGCAGAAUUGGUCACCAAGGCAUCAUUCACCGUUACACCAUGUGGUACAGACAACAGCCCUGAGACAUUUCUGAUAGAAUGUGAUGGUAUAGGAUUGAUAAAUGAGAACAUAUYUGAAUAAAAUACUUUUAAUAAAUU
This is a messenger RNA of Exaiptasia diaphana, 1240 nucleotides long. RefSeq names its product RNA 3'-terminal phosphate cyclase. The transcript has 9 exons. Gene Ontology annotation, molecular function: RNA-3'-phosphate cyclase activity. Gene Ontology annotation, cellular component: nucleus. Gene Ontology annotation, biological process: RNA processing. NCBI's taxonomy places the organism in Eukaryota, Metazoa, Cnidaria, Anthozoa, Actiniaria, Aiptasiidae. The coding region runs from base 255 to 1223 and encodes 322 amino acids. The record is from RefSeq and is a predicted model, not a curated record.